AUGGCCGCCGACCUCCUCCUCAUCCGCCUCCUGCCGCUCCUCCUAACCGCCGCACUAGCACCCCAGCCCGCUUCCUCCUCAACCGCAGCUCCGGGGAAGACCAACGUGAGCAUCGACUCGGCCACGCUCUCCUUCUCGGACCUCACCCUGCUGGGCGACGCCUUCCUGCGCAACGGCUCCGUCGGCCUCACGCGCGACACCGGCGUGCCAUCCUCCAGCGCCGGCACCGUCCUCUGCACCCGCGCCGUCUCCUUCCGCGACGUCAACAGCGGCAACGCCACCGCGUCGUUCGCCGCCAGGUUCUCCUUCGUCAUCGCCACCCAGAACCCCGGCUCCACCGGCGGCGACGGCGUCGCCUUCUUCCUCUCCCCCGCCCGCACCACGCUCGGCGCCACCGGCGGCUACCUCGGCCUCUUCAACUCCUCCGUCUCCUCCACCGCCGUCCCCAACGACGACGACGACGACAACUCCCCCGGCCCCGCCAUCGUGGCCGUGGAGUUCGACACCAUGCUCAACGCCGGCCUGGGCGACCGGAGCGACAACCACGUGGGCCUGGACGUCGGCUCGCCGGUGUCCCUGCAGGCCGUCGACCUCGCCGGCUCAGGGGUCGUGCUCAAGAGCGGCAACCUCACCACCGCGUGGAUUGAGUACCGCGGCGCCGACCGCCUGCUCGAGGUCUUCCUGAGCGUCUCCGGCGGCGUCAAGCCGGCGCGCCCCGUGCUCUCCGUGGCCGUCGACCUCUCGCCGCACCUCGUGGGCGACAUGUACGUCGGCUUCUCGGCGUCCACGGAGGGGAGCACUCAGCAACAUACCAUCAAAGAGUGGACAUUUCGGACCUUCGGCUUGCCGUCGCCGACAACCACCACCACCAACGCCUCCUCUGCCUCUGGAAACACCUCAGAGCAUGCGGCGCCCAGCGUGGUAACCACCAACGCCUCGGCUGCCACCAGCAAGAAAAGGUUCGGCCUCGCCGUCAGCAUCCUCGGCCCCGUCGCGCUCGCGGCCGCGUUCGCGUUCUUCGCGUGGGUGUCCGUCAAGAAGCUGGUAGAGCUCACCGCCUCGAGGAGAAACAAGCACGCCCUCCUCCUGCCGGAGCUGCUGCUCAAAGGCCCGAGGAAGUUCAGCCACAAGGAGCUGAGCGCCGCGACCAGGGGGUUCCACGCGAGCAGAGUCAUCGGCAGGGGCGCGUUCGGUACGGUGUACAAGGCCUGCGCCAUGCCGGGCGCGGCCGCCGUCGCUACAACCUACGCGGUGAAGCGGUCGACGCAGGCGCACCAGAGCCGGAACGAGUUCGUGGCCGAGCUCUCCGUCAUCGCCUGCCUCCGCCACAAGAACCUGGUCCAGCUGGAGGGCUGGUGCGACGAGAACGGCGAGCUGCUGCUCGUCUACGAGUACAUGCCCAACGGCAGCCUCGACAAGGCGCUCUACGGCGACCCCUGCACGCUCUCCUGGCCGGAGCGCCACAACGUCGCCGCCGGCAUCGCGUCCGUGCUGGCCUACCUCCACCAGGAGUGCGAGCAGCGCGUGAUCCACCGGGACAUCAAGACGGGGAACAUCCUGCUCGACGCCAACCUCAGCCCGCGGCUCGGGGACUUCGGGCUCGCCCGGCUCAUGGACCACGGCCAGAGCCCCAUGUCCACGCUCACCGCCGGCACCAUGGGGUACCUCGCGCCCGAGUACCUGCAGUCCGGCAAGGCCACCGACCAGACCGACGUCUUCAGCUACGGCGUGGUGGUGCUCGAGGUGUGCUGCGGCAGGCGGCCGAUCGACAGGGAGGACGGCGGGAGCGGGAGCGGCAGCAAGAACGUGAACCUGGUGGAUUGGGUGUGGCGACUGCACGGCGAGGACCGGCUCAUCGAGGCAGCCGACGCGCGGCUUAACGGCGACUUCGACCGGGAGGGGAUGCUGCGGCUGCUGCUCGUGGGCCUGAGCUGCGCCAACCCCAACUGCGAGGAGCGGCCGGCGAUGCGGCGGGUGGUGCAGAUACUCAACGGCGAGGCCGACCCGGUGCCCGUGCCGCGGAAGAAGCCCCUCCUCGUCUUCAGCUCUAGCGCGUCCAUCAAGAUCCAGGAGAUGGCCUUCUCCUCUGGCGACGACGUCAGAGGAGGCUAUCCGGCCGCCGCGGCCAAGGCGGCGGCGUCGUCCCCGAAAUCGGAAGGGGCCGACGUAGAACGCUGA
This is a messenger RNA of Lolium rigidum, 2178 nucleotides long. RefSeq names its product probable L-type lectin-domain containing receptor kinase S.7. Gene Ontology annotation, cellular component: plasma membrane. Gene Ontology annotation, biological process: protein phosphorylation. Gene Ontology annotation, molecular function: carbohydrate binding; protein kinase activity; ATP binding. Bases 1 to 2178 code for a protein of 725 amino acids. Lineage: Eukaryota; Viridiplantae; Streptophyta; Magnoliopsida; Poales; Poaceae. The record is from RefSeq and is a predicted model, not a curated record. The transcript has a single exon.